GACCACGUGUCAAUGUUCUGGUUCUCCUGACCUCCCUAGCUCCUGGCUUCUGGCUCUGUUCCUGACUCUGUGCUCCAGCUCUGUUCAAACAUGGAGGCUCACAGUCUGCUCCUCCUGCAGCAGCUGAACGUUCAGAGAGAAUUCGGGUUCCUCUGUGAUUGUACUGUUGCCAUUGGCAACGUGUUCUUCAAAGCUCAUCGCGCUGUGCUCGCCGCCUUCUCCAACUACUUCAAGAUGAUCUUCAUACAUCAGUCCAGUGAGUGUAUAAAAAUUCAGCCGUCGGACAUCCAGCCUGACGUUUUCUCAUACCUGCUCCAUGUGAUGUACACUGGAAUGAGUCCCAAACAGUCCGUGGACCAGGCCCGGCUCCAGGAUGGCAUACGCUUCUUGCACGCAUACCAGUUGUGCACCCGCCGACCCCAUGACCCUUCUGACCCUGCCCCUGACCCCUCUGACCCUGCCCACCCAAAACCCCACCUUCAUGACCCUGGCACCAGUGCCAAUGAAGACCUGAGGCAGUCCAACCUGUAUGGCAUCCAGAUCUCCUCCCAGAUCAGUGGCGCCAAGGAGGUGUGCGCUUCCUCCUCUGUCUCCAGGGGGCGGCCUCAGUCCCAGGGCCCAGGGCCCCUAUCUCUGUGUGUGGAGGAGGAGCGGCCCCUAUGCUCCGUAGCAUCUGGAGUAGAACCCACGACCCGGAUAAAAGAGGAGCCAGAUGAUGAACUUGACCCGGGCUGCCUUCAGGAGGCACUGCGCCAGAGUCAGGCCCUAGCCAAUCAGCUCGCAGCUCAGCUCCGUCGCAGCCGUGAGGGAGAGGGGCUCUGCCAUGCACCCGAUGGCGAGGAGCGGCUAAGCCCUGCCCCCUCCAUGAGGAAGAGGAAGAUCGCAUGUGCCGUGUGCAGUCUGCGCUUCCCCCACAAAAGUGCGCUACAGGAGCACAUGUACGUGCACACGGGAAAGCCCCGCCUCCACCCGCGCUACGGCCGCUGCACUGGCCCUGCCCAUCCUGACCCGGCCCACAUGGACUCAGGGGGCGGGGCCUCCAAUGGCAGCUCUUAUUCGCUGGACUCUGAGGCAUCGCAGGAGAGCGCAGUGGAGGGUGCAGUGUGAGCGCCUCCUGGAAAGCAGCAUAACUCUGUACUUUUAUUUAUGACUGUAUUUAUAAUGUGUUUAAUACAAAAAAAACACAAAAAGGCAGCAGCUGUGUAACUCGGGUUAUAAUGUAACUUUAUAUAAAAUGUUUCAUUCAGGUUGAAUCCAAACUGAUGUCACCAAAACACAGACAGAGAAGGGGCCGGCGGAGGAGAGCCCAUAGAGGAGGGUCAAUGAAGGGCGGAUGAUGGGCCGUUGGGGGAGCUGAGGGUGGACCGAUGGGGGACCCGAGAGUGGGCCGAUGGUACAGGAGGGAAGAACUCAAAUCUGUGCUUUUAGGUCAGAUUGAGUCACAGCCCUUUUUAUGUUUAUAUCAUCAAUAGCCCUCAACAGUGAGUGCCCCUUUCUGGUUCUAUAAGUAAAGAAAAAAAAAUUAUGUUAAAAGUUUGAAAGCUCAGGGCUGAUCAGUGACGUGGAACUAAAAACACAAGACAUGUACUUUUAUUUAAAUCUGUUUUUCAGACUUUAUAAACAUUUCACAAAAUCUUGUGUUUUAAAUGAGCCUUUUGGACUUAAAACAACUGUGUUAUGGAGCACGUAGCUGGUUAGCAUUUAGCUGGUCAAAAAAAAGAAUGAAAAAUUGACUUCCAGAGCUGGAGGAGGCAUGCCUAUGGAGCUCCAUAGGACACAGAAAAUAUUUGAUAUUGGCUUUAUCGAGGCAGACUUCCGAAAAACCUGGAGUAGAAAGUACAGUUUACAUGUUUAACUGGUUCCUCCAGUGAAACAGACUCCUCCUCUCAAACCUCCUCUGCUCACACCUCCUUCUCUCAAACCUCCUUGUUUCAUACCUCCUCCUCUCACACCUCCUCCUUUCAAACCUCCUCCUCUCACACUUCCUCUCACACCUCUACCUCUCAAACCUCCUCCUCUCUAUUCUCCUCCUCUCAAACCUUCUUCUCUCAAACCACCUCCUCUCAAGCCUCCUCCUCGCAUACCUCCUGCUCUCAAACCUCCUCUCAGAUCUUCUCCUCUCACACCUCCUCUCAAACCUCCUCCUCUUAAACCUCCUGUCAGCUCCAGAAUCCACACUUUGGUCCAGGACUGUGAAGAUGCGAGUCUGGUCUGGGCCUGUCACAAUAACACAUUCUGAAAAAAUAUAAACCACA
Molecule: messenger RNA, 2255 nt
Organism: Periophthalmus magnuspinnatus
Lineage: Eukaryota; Metazoa; Chordata; Actinopteri; Gobiiformes; Gobiidae
Gene: zbtb25
Product: zinc finger and BTB domain containing 25
Exons: 5
Coding region: 91-1107 (338 amino acids)
Biological process (GO): regulation of transcription by RNA polymerase II
Cellular component (GO): nucleus
Molecular function (GO): RNA polymerase II cis-regulatory region sequence-specific DNA binding; protein binding; DNA-binding transcription factor activity, RNA polymerase II-specific
Source: RefSeq, a predicted model, not a curated record